This is a messenger RNA of Drosophila grimshawi, 1062 nucleotides long. RefSeq lists its product as uncharacterized. The transcript has a single exon. The coding region runs from base 124 to 933 and encodes 269 amino acids. The record is from RefSeq and is a predicted model, not a curated record. NCBI's taxonomy places the organism in Eukaryota, Metazoa, Arthropoda, Insecta, Diptera, Drosophilidae.
AUUCGAUGCGCUCGGACUCGGUCCAGCAAAGUUCCAUCAACUUCAGCAGCAGCAAAUAAUUAUAGCAACAACAGCAAGAGCACUGAUCAGAGUAAUCAAGAACAGGAGGAUAAAUUAAGUUCAAUGCUUGCGGAGCAGUGCGCCGUGGAUCAACCCGAAAAGAAGACCCGACAACUGGGCUACACAGAGGAUGAUUUGAAGAGCUUUCUGGCUAGUUCAACCAUCAAAUCAGUUGAUUUGGUUGCUCACAGCACCGCACAACUAUUCCAGCGUUUUAUUGACGCAACUUUUGAAAUAGAGGAGUUGACACUGGCUGAACUGAUCGAUCAUUAUCAUCUUGGUAUCUUAAUGCAGUCGUAUAAGCCACUGGACACAGAUUGCAUGGGUUACCGUUCGGAGUUGUUGGAUGCCGUGUGCAAACUGUCUAUCGAUUUGCCACCCGAUUGCAUCGAAUAUAUUGGCACUGUCCUAUGUGACAGAUUUGUAAUUGGCACGGGCAUGGAGCGUGUGGAAAGGGUCGUCCAAAUGCAACGGGCCCUGACGAUGCUCAUUAUUAAAAAUGAUUUCAGUCGCCAGAUUGCGAUGAGUAUUCUGCUGGCCAUAUUCGCCAAGGUCUCGGGUAUGCCAAGGAAUAAUACCAAUAUUAAUAUUAUCAGUGAGGUCUUCGAAAUGGUCAAGCUAAUUGACUGGAUGCAGCUGAGCAUCACCGGUAAUGUGGCGGACGUAUUUAUCCUGGUGCGCUGCUUCUCGCUGAUCAUCAACUCGCAGCACAAUCGCCAAGCAGAUGCCGAGUGGAACUCUGAAACGAGCAGCAAAAUACAGGAAUAUUUCAUGCUUGUGCUACGAACAGUGCGCUCCUCUCCCAACUAUGGUUUCUUUGAGAUGAUGGUGGAAUGUUACAUAUGUGGCGCAAGCAGUUGCACACGUAAAUAAGUGUGGAAAUUUAGGCGUUUGCAAAACAAGCUUUUUGGGGGCAGCCUAAAGCUCACAACUCUCAAAAAAUUACAUUCAAAAAGUUAUACGUAUUGUAAUGUUGUAUAUAACGCUUUGAAGAAGACGUCU